Messenger RNA from Galleria mellonella (greater wax moth), 5043 nucleotides. RefSeq names its product transcription factor AP-2-epsilon (gene TfAP-2). NCBI's taxonomy places the organism in Eukaryota, Metazoa, Arthropoda, Insecta, Lepidoptera, Pyralidae. Gene Ontology annotation, cellular component: nucleus. Gene Ontology annotation, biological process: anatomical structure development; regulation of cell population proliferation; regulation of transcription by RNA polymerase II. Gene Ontology annotation, molecular function: DNA-binding transcription factor activity, RNA polymerase II-specific; RNA polymerase II transcription regulatory region sequence-specific DNA binding. The record is from RefSeq and is a predicted model, not a curated record.
UUCACGAUAGUUGCCCAACGCGGCGGUAACAAUACAACUGGACCAGUCUAAAGAGGCCUUGGACAAAUCGAUUUUGCAGGACUUCGUAUUACUGAAAUUAGGAGUCAAGUCAAAUUGGUCGGUUAUGGCAGUCAUCAUAUCUGGAUAGAUAAUCAUCUGUCGAUGAUUUACGCCGCGUUAAACCGACAAUGGCACGAGAUAACCCCCAGUCGUUCCACACAAUGUGAUCAAUUAGAUUCGUACUGGAACUAUCUAUCGUCAACAUGACCAAAAUGAACGGAGUCAACCUGCCGGAUAUGACUGAGCAACAAAAUCUAACAGUAGACGAUAUUUUUAAUGAGAAUAUUCAUAAACGUAAAAAAGUGCAAAUAGACGAAUACAUAGACUCUAGGAAAACAAACAUGACUGCAGAAUUGUCAGCAGUAAAGUUUUCAAAUAACAAUAAUAUAAAAUUGAUCGAUAAGCAAAUAGAAUCGCCGCAGAAUUUGAAAAGAAAAGCUUGUAAAAGUUUGGAGGAAAAUGAAAAUUAUGUGGAAGCAAAAAUACUUCUGGAAUUAAAUAUAAGCAUUGAUAAAGAUUCAAGUAGGACUAUUCGUUUGGAGCUAAGACAUCCCAGUGCUACAGUGGAUGGUAUUUUAGCGAUUGGUGAUUUUAAAAAUGGACAAAUUGAUGACCAGGACAAAAAUGAUGUGAGAUCGGUAAUAUCAAUGGACGAUGGUGAUAUAAAUGAAUAUACUAUUAAAGACAGUGGUGAUAAAAACAUAAAUAAUGGUGAUAUAAAUGUGACGAGUGAAUAUACAAUUAACGAGAACGAGAAUCAAGAAAAUGAUGAGCGUCUCGGCGGCGGUGGGCUGGGCCUCGGUGGAGGCGGGUUCAGGGGAGGCGCGCAGCCGUCCCUCGCCGACUUCCAGCCACCGUACUUCCCGCCGCCGUUCGCGCCUGCACCUCAUCCUGCUAGUCCACAUCAUCAGCAACAGAGCCAUGGCAUGGAUUAUGGCGGUGGCGGCGGCGGCGGCGCGGAGUACGCCCAGCAUUACGCGCCACAGCAGCUACUUCCACGCCACCACGGUCACCACGAACCUCAUGCCCACCUACGGCACCAUCGUGACCACCACGACGCCAUACAUGCGCACCAUCUCUCCCAUGGCGGAUUUAGCUAUGGCGGUGGUGAGAGACGAGCGGACUAUGGUGCCAGAGAGCAGCAUGAGUUGGCAUUACACCAUGCACUGCACUCGGCUGAAGAAACGCCGAAUACAGGCAUGGACGACACUAGUGGCUUCAUGACAGAUCUUCCAUUAUUAAAAACAAUGAAAGGUCGAGAUGGCCUAGGCGGAACUGGUUCCUGUGCUCCAAACGACGUAUUCUGCUCGGUUCCUGGGCGGUUAUCGCUACUAUCUUCCACCAGCAAGUACAAGGUCACAGUGGCUGAGGUGCAGAGACGGUUAUCGCCGCCUGAGUGCCUCAACGCGUCCCUGCUAGGCGGCGUCCUAAGAAGAGCUAAGAGCAAAAAUGGCGGUCGACUGCUCCGUGAAAAACUGGAAAAGAUCGGCCUCAACUUGCCGGCAGGACGGCGGAAAGCUGCCAACGUUACCCUCCUCACAUCACUUGUAGAAGCGGAGGCGGUGCACCUAGCGCGUGAUUUCGGCUACGUGUGCGAGACUGAAUUCCCGGCGCGUGCGCUGGCCGAAUACCUCGCGCGGCAGUACGCGGAACACGACGCCCGCCGUCGUAGGGACCUGCUGCAGGCCACCAAACAGGUGACAAAGGAGCUGAUGGACCUCCUAAACCAGGACCGGUCUCCGUUGUGCAACACCCGGCCGCCGCACCUCCUGGAGCCAGCAAUACAGCGACAUCUAACGCAUUUCUCCCUCAUAUCGCACGGAUUCGGCGGCCCGGCCAUCGUGGCCGCACUCACGGCUAUACAAAAUUUCCUGAAUGAAUCGCUCAAACAUUUAGACAAAUUAUACCCCCAAAGCGGCAUGGUGACAUCUUCAAUGGACAAAACAAAGAUGGACCCCGAUAUUAAGAAGUAACAUAAGACGGACGACGAUAUCGUCGGAACAUUCCAUCCUGUAAGGGAGCUAGUAAUGGGUGUGACGUCACUGACGGUGUAAGGAACCAUAAUGGCGUCUCUAAUAGACGUAAUAUCUACAUAGUAAUUAAUCUGAGAACGUCCUCUAUUCAGGGACUGUCAAAAUUAAUCUGUACUCGGAACGUGACGACCUCUUUUAUUAAAACUAUAAUACUAAUCGUUGGGUUAAUUAAAUUAAAAUAUAAAAAUAUUUUACCUAUAACGUUUUACCUAUUAUUAAAGUCUGGUCAAUAUAUAAGAAAUUUUACAGUGUCACAAGUAUUCCUUGAAUAACUACAGUAUGAUCUUCAAAAAUCGGCUCCUUCUGAAUUUACAACAUAUGGACAUUCACAUAUGGAUCGCAAUUAAUUACUAUCAUCAAUAUCAUUAUGAUUAAAAAAAUAUUAUUUAUCUAAGCUCUAUUGAAUUUGGGUAAAUUAAAGGUUCUUAAAAAUACAUACUUAUGUAACAAAAUGCUUAAAUUGAUAAUUUCAAACAUGGUUCUAAAAAAAUAUCACAGACCAUAUAGACAAUUUUUUUCUUGUGGCUUCGACUUCCAUAUCUCUUGUUCACUGUACACAACUUCGACCAUUGACGAUAAAUUUAUUUUUUUAAUUAAAAAAAUGGAAGCAAAGGUGUCAUAGAACAAAUUUUUUUUCUUAAAUACUAAAUAUCUAACUGCCAUUAAAUGUGAGAUUGCGUAUUUAUUUUUAUGAACGCGACUCGGACGCGACCCGCAUACGAAUAAAGUGCAAUUAUGAUACUCGAGAUUGUGAGAAUAUGUACAUAUAGUGAUAGAUAUAAAACAUUAGUAUUAAUAAGCAUUUAUAAGUAGAUAUACAUAACAACUCAUGAUUUCUCAUUGUUUACAGAGGCGAAUAUUUUAAUUGUAAUAAAAUUUCGCAUUGUAACGUAGGUGGGACUACGUAAUGGUGAUCAAUAACUAAUUUCCCAUACUCACAACCAUAACAACCAUAAUCCUUAGAAAAUUAUAACAGGAAAUAUCAAAAAAAUAUAUCAAUAUUUCUUUUUUUGAUUAUACGGAAAAAUAAUGUUUUAGAUGUCUAUUUAUUUUGAAUUUGAAAUGUAAUCUAUUUUCCUAUACUUGGCACCUCCAUACCUAUAAUAUUAGCAUAUCUUACUAUUUUUUAAAUUUCAUUUCGUAAAAAUAUAAAUUCAUAUAAUUUUUUUUUUUUUUAUUUUAAAGUUACUCGCAUAUUUUAUGCACUGUUGUUUCAAAAGACCUGCCAAGAUGGUUUAUUAAUUAUUUCGCAGAAUUUUCUCUCAGAUACAGAAUUUUAAAAAUAUAAUAAAUACGUCAUUAAAUUGUUUAACAUUUGGUUCGAAAGAUCAACACUAUUUAACGUGUUACACAUCACAAUGUAAGAAUAUAAAUUUACAUCAAAUGAAUUAUGAUAAUUUCUGAUUAAAUUAAAACUUAAUUCCAGCCACAAACUAUAAUAGUUCCACCUACGCAUCCACCGCAAUAAGAAAACAUAUCAAAUUAUUAAUUGUAAAUAAUAUAGAACUAUAGAGACAACAAAAUAAAAAUACAUUUUCCACGAGCAUUACUCUGUGUGAUAGAUACGUUUGCAAAUCUGACAACUUACCUGAAAAUGGAACGACAAUUAUAUUAUUAUUAUUAAUUUAUUUUGUAACUUUAAUCAAUUUAAAUUUUUACCUUGUCUAAGUAGAUAUGUAACUAUUAAAAAUUAUUUUAAUUUUUAAUUGUUACAAUGUAAUAAUGUAUGUAUUUAUUAUAUACCAACCUGUUACAAAAAAAAAUUAAAUAGUUUUUUUUUAUUUUGAUAUACAUUUCGGUAGAACUGUAUGGCUACUAAAAUCUGACAAUAUACUUAAUCAGCUAUAAAUUAUAAUAUUUAUAAAUGAUUUUUUUUAAUUAAGAAUAUAUCUAUAUAUUACUAUCCCAGUGUUGUCAGUCUACAGGUAAGUUGAACAAAAACCACUGAACGUAGUUUAUAAUUUGUACCUACUCUUAGAAUUAGUAAAGCUAGUGAUUCAAUGUGAAAGUGUGCCAAUUAGUUUUUUCAUUGGAGAUCACCUUAUUGAUUUUCCAACGAGUAAGUAUUUAAUAUUUAUUGUUUUGUACAUAAUUAUCAAAACGUGCUAUUUUCUUGCCUAAAACUUUACGCUUCAAUGUGUUGAAUUAUAAGCACAAUUAUAUUUCUAUUGUCGUUGUUAGUUUGCUCAAUUAUCUCAAAUUGUAACUGUCAUAUUGUAUUUUUCCCAUUAUAAAAUUAAAUGUAAUUCAAAAAGAUCAAAAUUUUAAAAGUACCUCAAGUGUAUGUAUAUUUUAUAUUUUACACUAUAUAUAAGAGGUAACCAAGAGGUGAAAAUGAGUAUCCGAAACUCAUCGGUAGUAUAUAGGUAUAUGUAACGUGAGUCCCUAAGUUUACAUUGAUUUACGUUUGUACUGUAUUAACGUUUACUGUAUUGACAACUCAAUUACACCUCUAACAAAUGGUUUCAAUAGCUCAAACUUACCAUACAAACAUGUUAAGGUAAACGUUGUUUAAAUUUUUGUUCAACUCACUCUACGAACACAGAAUAACUCUUAUGAACUUUUGAAUCUUCCAUAUUAAAUCGUUGAUUUAACCGAGCGAGUCACAAAAUAUUUUUUAUAAUGUUAGACCACAAAUAAUGUACCUAACAAUGAAAAAAAUCUGUUUCAAUGUGUACUGUCGAUAAGUUUCAUACUUUUAUAACUAGUUACCUAUUCUGUUAGGUCCUGUAUAAUUUGCUAAUUAUAUUUUAAUUUAUUAAUUUACUUAUUUAAUAAAUGGAGUCUUGAUAUAAAUAUUUUCACAAAAUAUGUAACAUUCUAAUUGAUAGUGAAGACUACGUAAAUAUAUAUGAACAUAUUGUGCCAAACAAUUUUAGAAAUAUUUUGUAACUUACUAAAGAAAGAAUAAUGAAUUUGUAUUCCUAACUUUUCUAUUAAUUUAUCUACA